CUCAUAAUAUCUUAUCCUCAAAUUCAUGUCAAACUAGGCAACGAAAGACGCAGAAAAGAUGCAUGAAAUAUUCAUUAGAUAGAACUUUGUACUUCUACUAAACCAGAAAUCGGCUUAAAAUGGAAUCAUUAAGUUACGCAGCUAUUAAGACAUCAAGUCAAGUUAGAGAAGCGGAAGAGCAAAAGUCUGAGCAGCGGAAAAAGAAUCUAUUAAUAUUGAUGCUGCAUCACCUGCUCGAAGAAGGCUACUCAGAGUCAGCAAAGGCACUAGAAGCAGAGAGCAACUUGUGUUUUAAUAAGUUUGAAGUUUGUGACAAUGUGGAUUUGGAAACCAUACUUAUGGAAUAUGAGAGUUACUAUUAUGUGAAAUUUCAGAAAUACCCAAAGGUGACUAAAAAGAUAUCUGCAGAAGCUGUUAAUAAGAAUAACAAGAAUAAAAAAAACUCCAGAAUGAGCAGCACACCGACGUUACCCAGGAUACCCCAUGCCCCAGACCACUCCGGUAGUUCAUCAGCUAAUACAUCGGGAAGAAGAAGACCAAACUCUAGCACGGUAUCACAGAGGAGGCAGUCCGGUAAUGGACCAAGAAAAAGCACAGAAGGCAAUAAACAAUCACCACAGGUCAAUGGGCAUGGUGACCCGCUAUCUGACCUUUCCGUAUCGGGGUCAAUGGUCAGCAAGAGUCAAGAGAAUGGAGCAACAGGAGGCAAGCUUCCUCCCAAGAGAGGUCCUAUCAUCGAUAUGAGAGCCAUGUUAAAUAAUGCAAUCAAAGGAGCUACGCAGGAGUACAUGGGAGAUGCUGAUCAUUCAGAUAGGUUAUUAAAGCCACUCGGAGGCUAUGCAGGUUACUCGUUAGAGUGGAGAGAGUUAGCGCAGAGUAUUAGUAAAGAUAUCUACCUGCACAACCCUGAUGUAAGGUGGGAUGAUAUUAUAGGUUUAGAUGCUGCUAAGAGAUUAGUCAAGGAGGCUGUAGUAUAUCCAAUUAAGUACCCCCAACUAUUCACUGGUAUCCUCUCGCCAUGGAAAGGACUGUUACUGUACGGACCUCCGGGUACUGGUAAGACUCUACUAGCCAAAGCAGUAGCAACAGAAUGCAAUACAACCUUCUUCAAUAUCUCUGCUUCUAGUAUAGUCAGCAAGUGGAGGGGAGACUCAGAGAAAUUAGUCAGAGUAUUAUUUGAGCUUGCUAGAUUCCAUGCACCAUCAACAAUAUUCUUAGAUGAGAUAGAAUCAGUGAUGGGACAGAGAGGCAUGAUGGGAGGAGGAAACGAGCAUGAAGGGAGCAGAAGAAUGAAGACUGAGCUUCUAGUACAGAUGGAUGGACUUGCCAAAACAGAUGACCUUGUCUUUUUAUUGGCAGCAUCUAAUCUACCUUGGGAACUGGACCAUGCAAUGUUGAGAAGACUUGAGAAAAGAAUAUUAGUUGACCUACCUGUACUAGAAGCAAGGAGAGCUAUGAUAGAGUACUACCUCCCUAGUGUUCUCAAUCCAGACUGUGCCUUGUCCAUCAAUACAGAUAUUGACUAUGAUUAUUUAGCAGAGAAAACUGAAGGGUACUCCGGGUCUGAUCUGAGAUUGGUUUGUAAGGAGGCUGCCAUGAGACCGGUCAGAAAGAUCUUUGAUAUCUUAGAAUCAACAUCAGAAAAAGGGACAGACAAAACAGCUGGCAGAUCUUCAGAAGAAAACCCUAAUCUUGUUUGGCACAAGGACACCAUGCCUGAUCUGACCCUUAACCCCAUCACGACAGCCGAUGUGGAGGCAGCGCUGGCUCACACGAAACCAUCAGCUAAACUACUCAAGGAUAAAUACUUAAAAUGGCAGAAAGAGUACGAGUCAGUCUAGGGAAGGUCCGUCUCCCUUGUGUACCAAUAUUGUAGUAAAGCUGGUCUUCUGCUGGAGAUCUAUGGUACACAUCAUCGAGACCUGGUGGUGACCGAUGCUGCAUUGGAGACUAGCUAGACAAGAAUACCUUGCUCUUCGAUGCAACCCACGCAGGUUACAACUACCCAUGUUCUUGAUGCUCGAGAUGGUGGAUGAGACAAUCUGCUGAAACCUAGCAGUAUUCCUGAAGACCAUUCCAUGAAAGCUGUCAGCAUCGACUAAUGGUCAUUCUCUGACAGUUGCCACAGUAACAGUCAGAGGCCAGUGCUUCUCAGCUAGCCAACGAUCUCGAAUUUAGUCAGCUCCGACAAUUGUCAGCAGAAGGCAUUUGAUGAACCACCCCCAGAUGGAAUGGAAAUAGGACUCUGAAUUAUCUCGGAGAACUAUUAAUUUGAGUCUUGGGGACUGGGGAGUAGACAGAGAGAAGUACCUCACUUGAACUCACUUCUAGUGUGUAUUAAUGAUGCAAUGGCCAGUGGAUGCAGUAAUAAUCAUGCAGAUAUCAAAUGAUUUGUCCAUUUUCUCUUGGAAGUCAGACUGAUCUUGGUCCUAAUUCCAAAUUUUUCAGAGAUUUGAAAGUAAAAUACUUGAACCCAGUUCCAGAUUAAAUACAACUAAAAAAAGGGGGAAAAAUAAUGAAGUGCAGAUUUACAAUUUGCACUUGUGAUUGCUUUUAGAAUCAAGUUGCAUUGGAUUUCUGGACUUCAGUUUUAUUAUCUCUUUUUGCAAUGGGACCCAUAUGUGUAGUAGUGAUGAUCUGCGAUGACCGUAGCCACCUUGCUAAGUUUAAGUGCCUUGGUAAUCCCUGUAUUAACAAUAUAAGUGUUUGACAAUUUACUAGUCAAGGUUGUUAAAACUGGACUAUUUGGCAAGUGAUAGGUUCUUGAAUGCUUUAGAUUAUAUCCUUUCCUUUUCUUACGCUAGAAAGAAAACUGAUGUAGCAAGAUCCUAAGGGAUCUAGAUGUUGUCUAAAAGAGUGUCAGUGAUUUUCAGUGAUCAACCUUAUAUAAAUUAUUGUAAUCCUUGCAUAUGAUGAGUCAAAAUUGACUUUGUCAAUGAAAAUCAAAGAUUCUCCAUGAAAUAAUCUCGAGGCUCCAUUUAAUGAUUCAAAUCAGACUCAAUUUUGAAAUUAUAUUCACUUCUAUCUCAACAUACACAUUCCACUUCUGUUGUAUUAUACACAUUCCAUUUCAAUCUCAAAAUUAUGCUCAUGUGAAUCAAUUGCAACAAUUUGUGAUACAAUGUGAGCUCUAACUAGUAUGCCACGAUUAAUGGUUUGAAUAAUUGUUAAGUUUUACUACUUAUGAUAUUAGGUUACAAUAGUGUGCUACGAGCUAGACAUUAUUUAGAUUAAAUGAUUGUUGAUAUUGACAUGCAUGCCUAGGAUUUCUUUUUUAUAAUUGGACUUUUAGCAAAACCUGCAUGUCUAAAAUUUUGGUUAGGGUUCAAUUAUGUGAAUUUUACAAAAAUUGCAAUCAUAAAAAAAAGAAAAAGUUUGUGACUGUUAUAUAGUUUUACAUCAAUAUUUUUUUUUAAUUUGAAUAUGCCAGAUAAAUAUAUCAAGAGCUCUUAGACUUUAAAACACCUAUCUUAUUUAUUAAGUUAUUGUUAUACAAAUAUAUUUUUCUAAAGAUAGUGUGGUGAUAUUUUCAUCUCUUUCCCUGCUUGAUGAUUGGUUUUAUACAUUAAAGAAAUUGUCAGGACCAGACAUGUACAAUUUUAAUAUUUUCAUCGUCAAAUUUCCCCAUGAAUAUUUUAUUUUUAUCACAUCCUUCACAUAACAAGUCUUUCAUGCUUAACUCUUCCAUUCUAUAUAACAGUGAAUUCAGACCUUGAAAAUUAAUAUUUUGAGUUUAAAAACUUAAAAGAGGCUUUGAAUUUCCUAUUUUUAAAGUUUUAAUAAAUCUAUCACUACAAAUUGAAGAUUAUCUUAAAUUGCAUUAGUUUGACAUUUCUAUGCAAAACUGAAUUUUAGAAGUCAAUAAUUAGUUGAAAAAACUUAUAGGUCCAAGCAACAAGUAUGAAAAUAAUAUUGUGCUGACUCUCUUUAGACAAUUUCCUGGUUUGUGUCCGUCCCUCUGUUUGCCUUUAAAAACCAUAUGCUUGAAACAAGGAUAUAAUGUAAGAAGUAACUUUGUGGUUGAUUUAAUACUGAUCUGAAAUAUCUGUUUUUUUAUAUUGUGUACUUAGCAGAAAUAUUUGAAUUGUAAAUAAAGCUGUUUUUGUCUCGCCUGCAUAGCAGCUUUUCCAAAGACAGUCAUUUAGAGUCAAUGAACUUAGACCAAGUUGGGGAAAUCAAUAUCAAAAUCUUAACCUAAGGUUAAGUUUUUGAAAUGUCAUCAUAUCUCAGACAGUAUGUGGACCAAGUUCAUAAAACUUAUACAUAAGGGUAAUCAAGUAUUACUGAACAUUCUGCCUGCCUGAGUUUCAGGUCACAUGAACA
This is a messenger RNA of Lytechinus variegatus (green sea urchin), 4323 nucleotides long. It is a transcript of the gene katnal2, whose product is annotated as katanin p60 ATPase-containing subunit A-like 2. Bases 120 to 1841 code for a protein of 573 amino acids. Gene Ontology annotation, molecular function: protein binding; ATP hydrolysis activity; ATP binding. Lineage: Eukaryota; Metazoa; Echinodermata; Echinoidea; Temnopleuroida; Toxopneustidae. The transcript has 15 exons. The record is from RefSeq and is a predicted model, not a curated record.